AUGGCAAGCAUGGAUGCGGGCGAGAGAUUAUCUCUCAUCAAGGAGAAUCUCCAGGAGGUGCUCAAUCAAGACUUGAUUGAAGGCAUUCUUGCUGAGGGGCGCAACCCAAGAAUCUACUGGGGAACGAGUCCUACGGGAAAGCCUCACUGCGGAUAUUUCGUGCCCGCCGUGAAAAUCGCACAGCUUCUGGCCGCCGGUUGCGAUGUGACGAUCCUUAUCGCUGAUAUUCAUGGCUUCCUCGAUAACCUGAAGGCGCCGAUCGAGCUCGUCGAACACCGCGCGAAGUACUAUGAAUACACCAUCACCGCGAUGCUCCAGGCCGUGGGUGUGUCGACUGAGAAACUCCGCUUCGUCCUUGGCAGCUCUUACCAGAAGAGCCCUGACUAUGUGAUGGAUGUGUACAGACUAUGCUCCCUGGUUUCGGAGCACGAUGCCAAAAAGGCUGGUGCUGAGGUUGUCAAGCAAACCGACAACAGCCCGCUUAGUGGCCUCCUCUACCCCAUCCUUCAGGUGUUGGAUGAGCAGUACCUCGAUUGCGAUAUCCAAUUCGGAGGUAUUGAUCAAAGAAAGCUAUUUGCGGCAUCGACGGAGUGGCAGCCCAAGCUGGGCUACAGGAAGCGUGCCCAUCUGAUGAACCCUAUGGUACCUGGACUCACAGGUGGCAAGAUGAGCUCCAGUGAAGAAGACAGCAAGAUCGAUCUCCUCGAAGCUGCCGACACUGUCCGAAAGAAGAUCCGCAAAGCCCAGGCUGCUCCCCAAGAUGUUAACAACAACGGUGUUCUUUCCUUCGCCCAAUACGUCCUCCUGCCGGCCUCAGCCCUCAAGACCGGACGCCCUGAGUUCCGCGUCAACCGCGAGAGAGACGGCCUGGAGCCCCUGGUUUACACCAACAUCGAACAGAUGCAGGAAGAUUAUAAGACCGAUGUGUUGACACCGCAAUUGUUGAAGCCCGCUGUCGCGGACGCUCUCGCCGAGCUCAUGGCACCUAUUCGUGCCGCAUAUGAAGCCUCAGCCGAAUGGCAGGAGAUCACAUUGAAGGCCUACCCCCCGCCCGCCCCGAAGAAGAAGGAGAAGAAGCAAAAGGACAAGGGAUCGCGCUACCCCGGCGCAAAACCUCAGCAGAAUGAUGAAUCUGCCCCUGCUGCCGUAGAGGCUUAG
Messenger RNA from Aspergillus clavatus NRRL 1, 1158 nucleotides. RefSeq names its product tyrosine--tRNA ligase TYS1. NCBI's taxonomy places the organism in Eukaryota, Fungi, Ascomycota, Eurotiomycetes, Eurotiales, Aspergillaceae. The record is from RefSeq and is a predicted model, not a curated record. Gene Ontology annotation, molecular function: ATP binding; tyrosine-tRNA ligase activity. Gene Ontology annotation, biological process: tyrosyl-tRNA aminoacylation. The transcript has 7 exons. The coding region runs from base 1 to 1158 and encodes 385 amino acids.